Andrographis paniculata is the source of this 2528-nucleotide messenger RNA. RefSeq names its product F-box protein CPR1-like. The transcript has 3 exons. Bases 245 to 1399 code for a protein of 384 amino acids. NCBI's taxonomy places the organism in Eukaryota, Viridiplantae, Streptophyta, Magnoliopsida, Lamiales, Acanthaceae. Gene Ontology annotation, molecular function: protein binding. The record is from RefSeq and is a predicted model, not a curated record.
AAUAAAUAAAUAAAUAGCUCAAAUUCUUUCGUUCAUAUUCCUUCAGUCCUCAGUGUUCUUCGGACCUGUGCUACGGAUUUUGGUGCAAUAGCUUCCGCUCUUCGAAGGUUUGGUUUAGUUCGGUAUCUAAAUCCAUUUGUACGAGGAAUGAUUGAGGAUAUCUCGAAUUUGGGAUUGGUGAAGCAGAUAGAGCCACUGCGAAGUUUGGAGAAACCCUAGAAUUGUUUCUGAUUAGAGGUAAGGGAUGGAGAUUCUUCCAUUUGAGCUGAUAGAGGACAUCCUCCGCCGCCUGCCGGUGAAAAGCCUCAAGCGGUUCUGUGCGGUGGCGAAGUCAUGGUUUUUGCUUAUAGAGAGCGAGAAUUUCAGGAAGUUGCACUUGCGCCAGUCGUUGCUAUCGAAUUCCAAUCGGAGUCUUCUGCUCGGAGGCCUUGGUCUGUAUAAUAUCAAGCUGGAUGCAAUGGACAAGGCUGAGGUAAUGAAGCCGCCGUUUUACUACAAGAGUGUUGAUUGGAUUUCGAAUUCGUGCCACGGUAUUGUUCUUGUGAUGAGUGACCCCCCUGUGUUGUGGAAUCCGUUUUCGACAGACUAUAGAGUUCUGCCUGAUUGUGCUGUUGAGUAUGAGACUCCUGCGGAAGCUUAUCCGAAGACUGCUUAUGGAUUUGGUUACGAUUCCAGCAAUGAUGAUUACAAGGUUGUGAGGAUUGUGGAAGUCAGGCAUAAGUUUUCACAUGUUUGGAUUGCGUCGGAGGCGAAGGUUUACAGCCUUAAAUCGAAUUCCUGGAGGAGAAUUGAGGAUUUUCCUUAUCCCCUGCCUUUCUUGAAGGGAAAUUGGCGUGUCCAUGUUCGUGGAUCGAUGCAUACGCUGGUUGAGGAUCCGAAUAAUGAAGACGAGAUCAGAAUAAUGUGUUUCAAUGUUCAGACUGAGAAGCAUUAUCAGAUGAUGUUGCCGCAAGGUGUUCGGACUGAUGGUUUUGAUGUAACUUUGGAUGUGCUUGAUGGGAAUCUUUCCAUGGUAUGUACUAAAAGACAAAGGAUUGUGAUUUGGGUGAUGAAUGAUUAUGGAGUGAAGGAAUCGUGGUUUAAAUUGUUGUCGGUUAGUACACCUGCCAUUGAGAGGAAUGAUAUUGUGAAGCCAUUGGUGUAUUCGAAAGAUGGAAAGAUGGUUUUGUUGAAUUGUGAUGAUAAGCGGCUUAUUUGGUAUGAUUUACGGACGAAAGCUAUUGAGGAAGUUAUAGUAGAGGGCAUGCCUUUUGUGUUUUAUGCCGAAAGUUGUGUUGAAACCCUCAUUUCUUUGAACAACAAGCAAGAAAUCAAAAAACAAAUUCCGGUGCGAAAGAAGGAAAAGAUCAGAAACAAGAGAGAUGAUUUCUUGUCCGAGGGAUUCAAGCUGGUUCUCUGACAGUAAGAGCAGAAGAAAGAGACCAAACUGAAGAAAGAAAGCUAGCUGGAUAUGGCAGUAUAGGUAAUUUAACACUUCUGCCGUAGCCAUAGCCGUAGCAUUUUAAUUAUUUCUUCUAAUUAUGUUCUGGGUUUCAGUUCUGAAGUAUUAUUCUCGUUUAAGCAGUAAAGUAACAAUGAUCGGCAUCACCUGCAUACAGCUUCAUGAGUCCCAUCAGCUUCUCUAUAGUCUUCUCUAGUUGAUAAGUGUUCAAGAUAUAUAUAUAUGUGUGUGUGUGUGUGUGUUGUGUGUGUGUAUGUAUAUAUAUAUAUGUGUGUGUGUGUGUGUGUGUAUAAAAUUCAGCCUGUAUUGUAUGAACUUAGUUUUGCAAGUUUCACUUGCAUUUCAUUGUACAGUAUGUGUAAUGCGUGUGAUUUGAAUUUGAAUAAAUAUCCGCUGAUGCAAUUGUUGUCCUAAUGAAAAAUAUUUGUUCAUGUAAUUGAUUAAUUAUAAAAUAAAAAUUACCUGCUUUUCAUUUCACCCUGAGAAAAUAUCAUUACAUGUUUAUGUCGAGGAUAAAAGAACUUUGCUAUCAGACAUUAGAUAUCUAUAAUCAGCAAAAGGAAGUAGAAUGUGGAUUUGAAUAUGUGUGUAUAUAUAUAUAUAGCCAUAUUAUACAUGUUCUUAUUUCCAUUUGCAAUGUCAUCACAUCAAAUUUGAAUUUACUUGUCCUUGUAGUAUAUAAUGAAUGUAAGGAAAUUAAUUUUGAUGUCGCCCAUAGUGUUGUCUUUUCCUUGAUUUAUUUUCAUUCUUUAUUUUGUCAUUAUGCGGUAAAGAAUAUUCUCAAAUAUUUAGUCGGGUAGAAUUGUAAUCAACAGUUUUUGUUAAUUAUACUUGUGCAAUUUCUCGCAUCACUGUGGUUGCUAAAUAUGGUCUAGUUUAUACACACACAUGUUAUACCAUCCGAUUGACAAACUGUUUAAAUUGUUUGGAAAAUGUCUUGAACUAGUUCACAUGGGGUACCUAUUGUAUUAUCGGGAGCAUUUGUAAGUUCUAACCCUGAUUCGUUACAAUCAACUAAAACUUCUUAAAAGUUAGAAUAAUAUUUAUAUAUAAAUUUUUCGGCGUGAGAUCUGAUUGUGCAAUUCAA